Thalassophryne amazonica is the source of this 3513-nucleotide messenger RNA. Its product is annotated as netrin receptor UNC5C-like. The record is from RefSeq and is a predicted model, not a curated record. Gene Ontology annotation, cellular component: membrane. Lineage: Eukaryota; Metazoa; Chordata; Actinopteri; Batrachoidiformes; Batrachoididae. Gene Ontology annotation, molecular function: protein binding; netrin receptor activity. Gene Ontology annotation, biological process: netrin-activated signaling pathway.
UUCUCCCGUGGUAGCCAGAGGGCGGUGGCAUUUCUCUCUCUGCGUAAACGGGGCGAGUGGAGGAGAGCGCGCACGGAGAGAGGGAAGGAGCACGCAGCAGUGCCACUGACACGCGUGGAGGGACUGCGUGUGCUUAUUUCCACCACCUCUCUCUCUUCUUGAAGCCUCACCUGCGCUUUGUCACACGGACUCGUGGACUACAGACGGGGGGUACUGUUUGUGCGCAGUGACUGAUCCCUGUACGAGGUGGCAGAGGGGGGUUCCGAGAUCCAAAACACGGUGGAGCGAGGAGUUUGGUGUUUUCCGCUUUGCGUGUCGUGGUAAAAGUGGACAGAGACGUGGAAUAGAAGUGUUGAGGAUGUGCGCCACGCUGGGGAUCCUCCUCCUCCUCCUCCUGGUGCGGGCAGGAGUCGGCCAAGUGAGAGACGAGGAUGAUUUCCUGAGUCUGAGCGAGCUUCCUGAAACGUUCCCCUCUGACCCCCCAGAGCCCUUACCUCACUUUCUGUUUGAACCGGAGGAAGGCUAUAUAGUCAAGAACAAGCCUGUUAAUCUCUACUGCAAGGCUACGCCUGCUACACAGAUUUACUUCAAGUGUAACAGUGAGUGGGUCCAUCAGAAGGAUCACACUGUGGAAGAAAGAGUGGAUGAAAACUCAGGUCUGGUGGUGAGAGAAGCCAGUAUUGAAAUUACUCGGCAGCAGGUGGAGGAGCUUUUCGGUCCGGAGGAUUACUGGUGUCAGUGUGUGGCCUGGAGCUCCGCUGGAACCACCAAAAGCCGCAAAGCACAUGUUCGGAUCGCAUAUCUGAAGAAGUCGUUUGAACAGGAACCACUAGGAAAAGAAGUGUCUCUGGAGCAGGAAGUGCUGUUACAGUGUCGCCCUCCGGAGGGAAUUCCAGCUGCUGAGGUGGAAUGGUUAAAGAACGAAGAGAUAAUUGACCCAGCAGAGGACAGAAACUUCUAUAUCACCAUCGAUCACAAUUUGAUUAUCAAACAGGCGCGUCUGUCUGACACAGCCAACUACACAUGCGUGGCCAAGAAUAUAGUAGCCAAAAGACGCAGCACCACAGCUACGGUUAUUGUUUAUGUGAAUGGUGGUUGGUCAACAUGGACUGAGUGGUCUGCAUGUAACAGCCGUUGUGGGCGGGGUUUUCAGAAACGUACAAGGAGCUUGCACCAAUCCGCUCCAUUAAACGGCGGGCUCCCCUGUGAUGGACAGGCCAUCCAGAAACUAUCUUGCACCACACUGUGCACUGUGGAUGGUGUGUGGACCGAGUGGAGUAAGUGGUCAGCCUGUGGGACAGAGUGCACCCAGUGGAGGAGGAGGGAGUGCAACAACCCAGCCCCGAAAAAUGGUGGAAAGGAUUGUGAGGGCCUAGUGCUUCAGUCUCAGAACUGCACUGAUGGACUCUGCAUGCAAACGGCUCCCAGUACGGAUGACGCGGCGCUGUAUGUGGGUGUUGCCAUCGCAGUGAUUAUGUGCCUGGUCAUUUCUGUCAUUGUGGCACUUUUCGUCUACCGCAAGACGCACCGUGACUUCGACUCAGACAUCAUUGACACCUCUGCACUAAAUGGUGGAUUCCAGUCUGUGAACAUCAAAACAACCAGAUCAGCUGAUCUAUUGACGUCUCCUCCUGACUUGACCAAUGCAGCCGCCAUGUAUCGUGGUCCGGUGUACGCUUUCCAUGAGGUAUCUGAUAAAAUCCCGAUGACCAACUCCCCUCUUUUAGAUCCACUUCCCAACUUGAAGAUAAAAGUCUACAACUCCUCUGGUCUGGUCACACCACAGGAUGACCUCGGAGGAGAUUUCACUUCUAAAUUGUCACCUAAGGUAACGCAGUCAUUAUUGGACAACAGUGACACCGUAAAUCUUCGCAACCAAAGCUUGGCCCGGACACGAGACCCUUCCUGUACUGCUCAUGGAUCAUUCAACAACCAGGGAGGGCACCUGAUUGUCCCCAACUCUGGUGUGAGUUUGUUAGUUCCAGCAGGCGCUGUUCCUCAGGGGCGAGUUUAUGAGAUGUAUGUGACUGUGCACAGGAAGGACAGCUUGAGACCUCCAGUAGAGGACAUCCAGACAGUGUUGAGUCCAGUGGUGAGCUGUGGUCCUGCAGGAGCCCUGCUGACCAGACCAGUGAUCCUCACCAUCCACCACUGUGCCAACCAAGUCCAGGAUGACUGGCUCAUACAGCUUAGGAACCAGCUGGCUAUGGGAGAGUGGGAGGAUGUGGUGGUGGUUGGAGAGGAGAACUUCACCACCCCCUGCUAUGUGCAGAUGGGUUCAGAAGCAUGUCACAUCCUAACAGAGACCCUGGGGACUUACUGCCUUGUUGGCCAGUCGCUCGGCAAAGCAGCAGCCAAACGGCUCAAACUGGCUGUUUUUGGACCAGUCUCCUGUACAACUUUGGACUACCACAUCAGGGUGUAUUGUCUGGAUGACACACAGGAUGCACUCAAGGAGGUUCUUCAGAUGGAGACACAGAUGGGAGGGAAGCUUCUGGAUGAGCCAAAGACUCUGAACUUUAAAGACAGCACACAUAAUCUCAGACUAUCUAUCCAUGACGUACCACACACACACUGGAAAAGCAAACUGAUUGCCAAAUAUCAGGAGAUCCCGUUUUAUCAGGUUUGGAGUGGCAGCCAGAGAAGUCUUCACUGUACCUUCACCCUGGAGAGACUGAGCUCAGCUAUCACAGAGAUCAGCUGCAAGCUGUGUGUACGGCAGGUGGAAGGAGAAGGACAGAUCUUUCAGCUCAGCAGCACAUUGGAGGAGGAACUUCAGUGUAUAGACACGUCCCUGAUGGAUCCAGCCAGUAGUAUUACGACCUUAGUGGGGCCCAAUGCCUUCCGCAUUCCCCUGUCCAUUAGACAGAAGCUGUGUGGCAGUCUGGAUUCUCCGCAGACUAGAGGCAACGACUGGAGGAUGCUCGCCCACAAACUCAACCUUGACAGGUACCUGAACUAUUUUGCCACCAAGUCCAGUCCAACUGGAGUGAUCCUGGAUCUGUGGGAGGCUCAGCACUUCCCUGACGGAGACCUCAAUGAGCUGGCUGCCGUACUGGAAGAGAUGGGUCGUCAUGAUGGCAACUUCACCUCCAUGACAACAGAACACUGACGGAGCAAUGUGGUUACCUUGACAACGACAGAAAUUGGAGAUGAUUACAUGCAAAUUCUCUAUGGUUGAUACUGCUGCAGGGGUAAUGAACAAAUUGGAUGUGAGGAAAAGAAAAGUUGUCAUCAUGGCGAUUGAGCACUGGAUAACAUCAUGGUAAUCAGCCAGCAUGGUAACAGACUGAACAAGGAUGACGGUGCUCUGACUGUGUGUGCUUAUGUGAGAAGCUACAGCGUCACGCGUCUUGUCACACAUACCGUCUAUCAGGAACUAAAGAAUCCACACCUGAAAUAAAAAAGCUCUCAUCUGGUGAUACAAGUUGUUGUGCUGUUACUUUACAGCUCAGAGAGAAGAAAAAGGGAGCAGUGGAGGUCAUGACCUUGCAGACCUCCGUAGGAGUGGAA